UACUAAUGGAUAUAGCUUAACUGUUGACAUAUGGAGCUUAGGGUGUACUAUUCUUGAGAUGGCAACAUCAAAACCUCCCUGGAGCCAGUACGUGGUGGUUGCAGCCAUAUUUAAGAUAGCAAACGGCAAGGAUUAUCAGGAAAUCCCAAAUAACCUUUCCAAGGAUGCCCAGGAUUUCAUAGAACUUUGCUUGCAAAGGGAUCCAACCACACGCCCUACGGCACUGCAACUGCUGCAGCAUCCCUUUAUCCAAUAUCUCUGGUGGAACCAACCAAAUUCAAUAAGGUUGAUGAAGCUUCAUUUACUAGCUUAUAUGGAAGGAAAUUUAUGCAGGCAGAUUCAGCUUCAGAUUUUCAAUCUAGUAGAUCGAAAACGUCGACACAUGAUAGAGAUAACAGGACUCAACAAACCAGCAGACCUUCAAAGGGCUCAUGGGAUGAAAUAUCAAUUACUUCUUUACCUGAAUCGCCAUGUUUGAACUCAAUUCAACAAUGCAAAUCAGCUUGUGUAAGCUCUCUUCAAUCUUUCUUAUCAACCUUCUUAUUAGUUGGUUUCAUUGACAGAUCCCCACACAGAUAAACAACUGGUGAAAUAUGUAAAUGAACUAAAGGCAUUGAGUUCCUUCUCAAUAUAAUUUUUGGCCAGAACUAGAGGUAUUAUGUUAGAAA
This is a messenger RNA of Hibiscus syriacus, 668 nucleotides long. RefSeq names its product serine/threonine-protein kinase 10-like. Gene Ontology annotation, molecular function: ATP binding; protein kinase activity. Gene Ontology annotation, biological process: protein phosphorylation. The transcript is spliced from 4 exons. The record is from RefSeq and is a predicted model, not a curated record. The coding region runs from base 59 to 478 and encodes 139 amino acids. Lineage: Eukaryota; Viridiplantae; Streptophyta; Magnoliopsida; Malvales; Malvaceae.